This is a messenger RNA of Durio zibethinus, 2141 nucleotides long. RefSeq lists its product as uncharacterized. Lineage: Eukaryota; Viridiplantae; Streptophyta; Magnoliopsida; Malvales; Malvaceae. Gene Ontology annotation, cellular component: membrane. Gene Ontology annotation, molecular function: zinc ion binding; ubiquitin-protein transferase activity. Gene Ontology annotation, biological process: protein ubiquitination. The record is from RefSeq and is a predicted model, not a curated record.
UCUCUCCUACUUAGUCAAAUUCUUUGCUUUUUGGUUUCUGGGUUUUUGUUCUUCUCCAAUUUCCUUUCUGGGUUUUCCAUUUUCAUCUCAUUUCUUAUUAUAGCUUUUAAGGCCAGCCUUUGUUUUUGCUUUGUUGGGAUUUUCAGCUCUUGUAGCAUAUCUUUGAUAUCUUUCUGUUUCUAGCUAAAGGCUGCUUUACGUUUAAUCUUUUUCGUUCUUUAUUUUUUCAUUACUCUGUCCAAUAUAUCUAAAAAUCAUUUUGUUUGAUGUGGUUUAAAGAUUACUCUUUUGACUGUUGAUUUGUAGGCAACAUGUAUUUUGUCUUUAACCACUUGUAUAUACUCCAUUUACUUCUAAUGGAUGCUGCAUUUUCUUGUAUUUCAUUUAUUUCUCAAGAAAACCAAGGCAGAUCUUUACGCUAUAUGUUUGUUUAAGCUUCUAGAUCAUGAAAAUUUUAGUAAAAAGUUUUUGAUUAAAACAAUCGUAGAAACUUUUAUUAGUCAUACUUUCAAGGAAGCUUAUAUAUGCAUUUUUAAUCCUAUAAGAUCUUCAUUUUCAUAACUUUUUUGUUCAUGAAAUGAAAAGGGGUUCUAUUUCCAUUGCAGAUUGAACUUUUAAUUUUAACUGUCUUAGAGUUACUCCUACUAUUCCCAUUUUUUUCCUUCUUUUUUUUUUUUUUUUUUGGUUGUGGUUGUAUGGGAUUCUGUGAUAUUACAUGUGAUUUUAAUAACAAUUGAAACUUCUGUCAGUUUCUACAAUUGUUAUCCUUUUUUCUUUUGUGUAUGAAUUAAAGGAUGGGGGAUCAUUUUGUGUUGCUUGUGGAUCGGCUGCUAACUGAAUCCACCCUUGAAGCUGCUAUUGACAGUAAAAACCAAUCACAGCAAGGCAUGCCCUCAGCAAGCAAAGCUGAUAUAGUUGACUUUUCAUCUCAUAGGAUAGAUGGGAACGUUGGUUCAUCUCCAAGCAAAUUGGUGCAAUGUAGGAUUUGCCACGAUGAGGAUGAAGAUUUGAACAUGGAGAUACCCUGUUCUUGCUGCGGCAGCUUGAAGUAUGCUCACCGCAAAUGUGUUCAGAGGUGGUGCAAUGAAAAGGGGGAUACCAUUUGUGAGAUUUGCCAACAGCAAUUUAAACCUGGCUAUACAGCACCAUCUCCAUUAUUUCAUUAUGGAGGUGUUCCUAUGAACUUCAGAGGAAAUUGGGAAAUUUCCAGGGGAGACUUGCCAGCUCCUCGUUUUAUAACAAUGGUCACUACUGAUCGUGAUUUUCUGGAUUCGGAUUUUGAUGAUUACUCAGCUCCCAGUUCUCGAAGCCUGAUUUGUUUUCGUGCGGUUGCUAUAAUUUUUAUGGUUCUUCUGGUUCUGCGCCACACUCUUCCGAUCAUAAUCAGUGGAGCUGGAGACUAUUCCUUGACAUUGUUCACUUUACUAUUGUUGAGAACCAUUGGGAUUCUGUUGCCUAUAUAUGUCAUGGUCAAGGCAUUCACUGCUAUCCAACGUCGCCGGCACCAUCAGGAUCCUCGUUUUUCCCUUGCUGCAUCAGAUGAAGAAAGUGAUUUACCGCAACUGCAGCAGACACAGUCACGAUUUGUUCGUAUAGAUUAAUCUAGUCGUGGUGCUGAAUCAUAUGAAAGGAAGAACUGAAUCUUCGGUACUCAAAUUAUCUUUGUGGCGCAAGAGAAAGAACAGAAAAUGAGCAGGCUACAUGUACAUACACUCUUGACAAUGGUUCAGCAGCUGCUGUGAUCUUUAGCAGGGCAGAAGGGGUUGAUCAUAAAUCAAAUUCAGUGAGGAUUCAUGUCUCAUCAGAAUGCAUAUUUUACUACGAAAUGUAUAAGUUAGGAAAAUAGCAAAUAGAAAUAUAGCUUACUAGGGAUGUAGAAAUUGAGAAUUGCAUAUUGGCAAAGCUGGUAAAUUGUAUUUAUUACUUAAGAUCAAAACAACUAAGAAAAGAAAAGUAACCUAAAAAAAUAUAUAUUUGUGAAGUUUUUAAACUUCAUAAAUAACUUCACAAAUAAGAUCGUAAAGUGAACUUCGAUUUCAAAGCAAAAAUUUCAGUUAGAUUCAUGCAGUAGGUUAAUAUGGUUCCAAGUUCCGUGAAUUCUAAAUGUAGGGGCCAUGUUACCGGUAACACCACGUCUAGAU